AUGAAAUUACUUAUUUUAACUUUAUUUUUAGCUACUAUUGUUUUAGCUCAAGCUUUAACAGUACCAUUAAACUUCCAUCAAGCUUCAAGAGAAUCUAGAAGAAGAGUUCCACAAAAAUGGUCAAACAGAUUAUCUGCUCUCAAUGCUGGUACCACAAUCCCAAUUUCAGAUUUUGAAGAUGCUCAAUACUAUGGUGCCAUUACCAUUGGUACCCCAGGUCAAGCCUUCAAAGUAGUUUUCGAUACUGGUUCAUCCAACUUGUGGAUUCCAUCAAAGAAAUGUCCAAUCACUGUUGUUGCAUGUGAUUUACAUAACAAAUAUAACAGCGGUGCCUCAAGCACAUAUGUCGCCAACGGAACUGAUUUCACCAUCCAAUACGGUAGUGGUGCUAUGUCAGGUUUUGUCUCUCAAGAUUCCGUCACUGUUGGUUCAUUAACUGUUAAAGAUCAAUUAUUCGCUGAAGCCACUGCCGAACCAGGUAUUGCUUUCGAUUUCGCCAAAUUCGAUGGUAUUUUAGGUCUUGCUUUCCAAUCCAUCUCUGUUAAUUCAAUUCCACCAGUCUUUUACAACAUGUUAUCACAAGGUUUAGUUUCAUCAACACUCUUCUCCUUCUGGUUAUCAAGAACUCCAGGUGCCAACGGUGGUGAACUCUCAUUCGGUUCAAUCGAUAACACCAAAUACACUGGUGACAUUACCUACGUCCCAUUAACCAACGAAACCUAUUGGGAAUUCGUUAUGGAUGACUUUGCUAUCGAUGGUCAAUCAGCUGGUUUCUGUGGUACUACUUGUCACGCAAUUUGCGAUUCAGGUACAUCACUCAUUGCUGGUCCAAUGGCUGAUAUUACUGCCCUCAAUGAAAAAUUAGGUGCUGUCAUCUUAAAUGGUGAAGGUGUCUUCUCUGAUUGUAGCGUUAUCAACACCUUACCAAAUGUUACCAUCACCGUUGCUGGUCGUGAAUUUGUUUUAACUCCAAAAGAAUACGUUUUAGAAGUUACUGAGUUCGGAAAGACUGAAUGUUUGAGUGGAUUUAUGGGUAUCGAGUUAAACAUGGGAAAUUUCUGGAUCCUUGGUGAUGUUUUCAUCUCUGCUUACUAUACUGUAUUCGAUUUUGGUAAUAAACAAGUUGGUUUCGCAACUGCCAUUCAAGGUUAA
This is a messenger RNA of Dictyostelium discoideum AX4, 1152 nucleotides long. It is a transcript of the gene ctsD, whose product is annotated as cathepsin D. Lineage: Eukaryota; Evosea; Eumycetozoa; Dictyosteliales; Dictyosteliaceae. The record is from RefSeq and is a predicted model, not a curated record. The transcript has 2 exons. Gene Ontology annotation, biological process: proteolysis. Bases 1 to 1152 code for a protein of 383 amino acids. Gene Ontology annotation, molecular function: aspartic-type endopeptidase activity. Gene Ontology annotation, cellular component: extracellular region; lysosome.